AACAGUUCCAUCACGUAUCGACAUAUCCAACUCGUCGCUUGCCUGACUCGCGCGGACACAGACGCUCAGAUCCUGUCCUUUCGAUCAGACGAUGAGCCCUGCCUGACUGCUCUCUGCGAUGCGCCGGACCGCGCAAUCAUCCACACUUCCCGCCGGGUGUCUUCAGAUCGAUUUCACCCGAGUCUCACUUAGCCAACAUGGCAACGGAUAUCUACCAACAGCACAACGACGAGCUCGAUGCCCUCUUUGGCGACUAUGAAGAGGAAGCCGGAGACAACUCCGCAGUCGACACGCCUCUCGAGCAGAGUUUCACUCUCCCCACGGAAGCCAACGAUGAACUGAGCGCGCUGCUAAGCGAAGCAGGUGGCGGCGGUGGUCUGAACUGGGAUGAGCUGAAUUCACGAGAACUGGAAGCCGGUGAGAAGGCAGACGAUGCGGUCGACUACGAAGACAUCGGCGAUGACGACUCGUUACCGGAUGAACAACCGCCGCAGGCUGCGGCAGAUGGGGAGACUGCCAAAGACGGGCAGGCAGAGUCGCCCAGCGUUCUGCUGCCUGGGAUUGAGGAUAGUGCGCUAGAUGGGUUGGAUGACGAUGAUGAUCUGUUUGGUCCUUCCAGCCCGAUCUUGACAGCCCAUGAGCCUCAGCAUGAGCCGCCGCCAACGGAACCACUGGAGAAACAAGCACGCGACGGUGGCCAGGGCUCUGAUCUCGCCUCCGAGCAUGGCGAAGAUGGAACAGCACAAGACAUUUCAAUGCUGCAACCCGAUCUGGAUGAGAUUGAAGACGCAGAAUAUCGCACCCAACUGGCCCUGUUCGCUCAAUCCGGUAAAGGCUAUAUUCCCACAACUGAGCAGGAGAACAUCGAAGAGUGGCUGAAGCUCGAGUUUCCCAGCUUCAAGCGUGAUGAAACACCCUUCUUCAACAAGCUCUUUCCCCCGAGACCGCACAAAUGGCCAGCGAAGACCCCUCUUAAGCCACCCAAGCCGGUCCGCCCUGGUAAGGUGAACCUGGAGCUAGAACAAGACCAGAAGACAUCCUACAACUCGGCCGCGCCCGCAGUACCCGAUGCUGACGCCGGUCUUGUUAGAGCCAAAGAGCCUAAGGCAGUGGAGGAAGUGACAGAGUCUGCGGAUGAGUCUGAAGCGGACGAGCAGCUUCCUGGUGGUCUCACCAUGAGCGAUCUGGAAUUCAUCUGUGCAGACAUUGAUGCCAUGUCACAGCUCGCAGCGUCGGACGACGAGGUUGUGGACAUCCAGAGCCGCGUGAUAAAUGGGGAGGAAGAUUUCUCUGACUUCGAUGACUUCGAGAACCCUCGAAAGAAACGUCGACUCGACCUUGAUCCCCGCAAUGUCGUCACCAUACACCAGAUCGAUGUUCCCUCACUUGACAACCCAGAAGACAAGACGGCCAAGCUGGCUCGGAAAGUUGUGCUAGACUUGAACGAUCCACAUCUACUUGUGGAGGAGAUCGAUCCUGAAGCCGCCAAGGCCAAGGCACGAGCGGGCGAGAAGACGACAAAUACUGCCAGGACAAUCAAGGAGCGCCUUCAGCAACGUUUCAAGACCUCCAACGAUGCAGAAUAUGAUCUUCUGAAGCAAAAUCAUCAACACAAAGUUCGAGGCCAGCUCACGCACCUUAACAUUGAACACUCUGUUCCCGCCCUUCGUCUUCAAUACCCGUACUACCAAGUCCGCCUCUCUUUGCAGGAACUCCGGAACUACCACCGCAAGAAAAUGCAUUUCAAGUACCCAAUCAGUUUCUCUCCACUACACCGACGCAAGAAGGCUGAUUUAAAAGGCAUGAAGAUUGAGGACAUAUACAAGAAUACCUCUGACAUCUCCAUGGCCGACAACUCUUCUAUGUUGCUGCUCGAGUAUUCCGAAGAGCAUCCAUUGAUGUUGUCUCAAACAGGUAUGGGAAAUAAGGUGGUUAACUAUUACAGAAGGCGAGCAAAAGACGACACGUCGAGACCGAAAAGCAACAUCGGUGAGACUUCAGUCCUCUUACCCGAAGAUAAGUCCCCUUUCUACAUCUUUGGGCAGAUCGAUCCUGGCGAGACAAUUACAGCACUGUACAAUUCCAUGUACCGGGCGCCUAUCUUCCCCCAAGAUCCUAAACCCACCGACUUCUUGGUGAUUCGACAAACCACAGGCACAACCGGACAAACGCAUUAUUUGCGGAAUAUUGAGAACCUCUAUGUUGCGGGACAAGAGCUCCCGUCCGCACAGGUACCCGGUACUCAUUCCCGCGCGGUGACUACCGCAGCCAAGAACCGCCUGAAAGCCAUCUCUUUCCGCAUUGCGCGCAGAAAGAAACACAACCGGCUCAAGGUCGAGGAGGUCACCAGACAUUUUCCCGACACCACCGACAUGCAAAACCGGCAGAAAAUGAAGGAAUUCAUGGUGUUCAACAAGGAGCACAAGGAAUGGGAGAUGAAGCCCGGCGAGACUGUCCCAGAUGAAGACGCGAUUCGAAACUUGAUCAAACCAGAGGACAUAUGUCUGCUUGAGUCUAUGCAAGUUGGCGCCCAGUACCUGCAGGACGCUGGCUACGCCGAUAAUGAUGAUGACGACGACAAAGCAGAAAACGACAAUGAUAGUAUCGAGCAGCAACUUGCGCCAUGGCGCACGACCAAGAACUUUCUUGCAGCCACUCAGGGCAAAGCUAUGCUCAGAUUGUACGGUGAAGGCGAUCCUUCUGGCCGAGGAGAGGCGUUCUCUUUCAUCAAAACGAGCAUGAAAGGUGGUUUCCGACCGAUUGGUGGUUCUGCACAAGACGCGAUUACAUUGAAGAAAGAGCUGGGUGGCCAUAGCUACAACGUUGCCCGACAACAGAAGUCGUAUGAAGAAUCCAUUCGCAAUAUCUGGGAAAAGCAGAAAGCAAGCCUUGGGUCCAAGAUUGAGCCGUCGGAUCUGGACAUGGACGGCGAUGUGGACGCUCAAGAGGACAAGUAUGGCGAGCGAUCCAACCCCCGAGCCACUCCGAUGUCAGCCGCCCACACGCCAGCACCGUCACGACGCAUGGAUGAUGAGACUGCAACGUCCUUCAGCAGACGGAGUGUCAACAGUCAGAGCCAGAGGGCAUUGAAAAUUCUUCGAACCGUCAGAAGGAAUGGCGAAGAGUUCGUCGAAGAGCAUAUCGAAACUGACCCAGCGGUAAUCAAACAGUACAUGAAAAUCAAGGAAAUGGAGGAGGCUCAAUCCUUUAGUCUGAAUGAUAUCGUGCCUACAGGAGACGCUGAGUAUGACGCCAGACAGCGACAACGACUCGAAGAAGAACUAGCCAAGCUCGAGAAGAACUUCGCCCGCAGAAAGCACCGCAAGAACAAGAACGCCGCCGCCGCAACCUCUCCUGGCGGUACGGCCAUGUCUCCGGAUGGAGACGCCGGCGGUGGCGGUGCUGGCGGAAAGAACACACAGCCAACGCAACGCAAGUGUGCAAAUUGUGGUCAGGUCGGCCACAUCAAGACCAACAAAAAGCUUUGUCCUCUACUCAAUGGCACGAUCAAGCAAGAAGACGGAUUCAACAACUCCGCAUUCAUGGGUGCUCCGCCCACGAUGUCCUAGAAUGGCAUCGAUGCGGUCUGGGAAUAAUGUACCCUUAUUCAUGGGGAAGGUUCGGCGCAGAGGGGAGUCGGGAAAGGCGUGAAGGAAGGAAAGGCAUGGAGGAGAUGGAGGGGUCGGUCACGAGAAUGGUUUCUGGCAUCGAUGGACAUUCCCACUGCACAAUUCUGCAGUGCUGCGGCCAGACCGGAAUUUUUAUCAAAGCAUGGUCGGCAGAGCAUGGCUGGCAUCGGGAGAGCCUACCCUCUUUGUCAUUUUCGGCGUUUUCCAGCUGCCGCUCAGGGUUCUGUUCUUGCAUUGCAUCGAGAGGAGCAUACUGCAUUCCGGAAUGAUUUCCGUUCAAAGGGGAGAAACGGAGCAUUCAGUUGACUUUUGCACAGCGCGGGAGUGCUUUAUUAUGCAUACGCAGAGCUUCUGAAAAGACGUGAGGAACAGCAUUUUCUUAAAUUGGGAGGGAUGGCCUGCUCAAACCCCAGGUCUACCAGUGCCGAAGAUGGCAACGAUAAGUACCGCCCGGCAUGGGUUGAGCAGAUCCCUUUUCCAUGACCACUCUCAACAGAUCUUCACAUUGCAUCCGUCGUCUAUGUUUUCGAAAAUUGGGCGUUCUGCGGGAUCCAGGAACUCCUGCUUGAGACCAACGGUCCCCAGAGUCGAGUUGACAACACGAAGACUAAGUACUGGUAGUCUAUAUACUAGUAUGCAGGAAACGAACAUUGCGAUGCUCCCUUGCCUGAAGUUGUCCAGAUCGGUAUGAGGUAUCUAACGUGCACAAAGCCUUGGUCUUUGAAUCUCAGGGAAAAGAGGUUGAAUGACCUAUCUAUCUAAGAGAAGUGCCCAUCCACCAUCUCUCCGCCUG
Messenger RNA from Exophiala dermatitidis NIH/UT8656, 4422 nucleotides. Its product is annotated as transcription initiation factor TFIID subunit D1. Gene Ontology annotation, cellular component: transcription factor TFIID complex. The coding region runs from base 198 to 3569 and encodes 1123 amino acids. Gene Ontology annotation, biological process: RNA polymerase II preinitiation complex assembly; transcription by RNA polymerase II. Gene Ontology annotation, molecular function: RNA polymerase II general transcription initiation factor activity; RNA polymerase II general transcription initiation factor binding; TBP-class protein binding. NCBI's taxonomy places the organism in Eukaryota, Fungi, Ascomycota, Eurotiomycetes, Chaetothyriales, Herpotrichiellaceae. The record is from RefSeq and is a predicted model, not a curated record. The transcript is spliced from 4 exons.